CCGUCGUGUCCUUCAGGUGGUGCCUUCAUGUGCGGUUGGAAAGAUAUGGACGGAGAGGGGAUUUUUGAUACCCGAGCUGUUGACGUGACGUUUAUUUUAACGAUAGAAGAAGUGGUAUAAGAAGGGAUGUCAACAGGUAUAUAUGGGAAAAGGGGAAAACAAGAUUGUUUGUCUGUCCCCUAAUUAGCUAACGGUUAAACCGCGUAAUUCUGCAGACAGCACUUGUCAAGUCUACAACUAACCGCUGUUGCAAACAUUCCGGGCACAGGUUAGAUAAACUUACAAUACCAAUAAGGGACAUUUUAUUGGCUCAAAGGAUUUUGGCAAAUGUGUUAUUACACUACAUUUUGUGGGCGAAAUCAUAAUACAUUAUUUUCUUUUUUGCAAUAUCAAAAUCGUAUGGAACUAUUUUACAACGGCGGAAGCGCACCAACUCUUCCGUUUGGACAGUAUACUGACGUCACGUACUUUGUCAUCCCUCUCGGCUCCGUCAGCGUUGCCGAGAAGCACGGGCUGAGCUUUGCUUCCUAAGCCGCGUUGUAACUGCUGGUAAUUAGGUGAAGAUGGCCGCAGGUCCCCUCUCUGCAUCUUCCAACGCAUCCACAAACAACGAUGGCAUUCUCAUCGGCGACAAAGUUUACUCGGAGGUUUACCUUACAAUCGACAACUCCCUUAUACCAGAAGAAAGGCUCUCUCCGACGCCGUCGAUGCUUGACGGCCUCGACCUGAACACUGAGACCGACCUUCGCAUCCUGGGAUGUGAGCUCAUUCAGUCGGCGGGAAUUCUUCUUCGGUUACCCCAGGUGGCAAUGGCUACGGGGCAAGUGCUCUUUCAUCGCUUUUUCUACUCAAAGUCUUUCGUGAAGCACAGUUUUGAGAUUGUUGCCAUGGCUUGUGUCAAUUUGGCCUCCAAGAUCGAAGAAGCUCCGCGACGAAUACGAGACGUCAUUAAUGUUUUCCACCAUCUACGACAGAUUAGAGGCAAAAAGAGUGCAAGUUCAUUGAUACUUGAUCAGAACUACAUAAAUACCAAAAACCAAGUCAUCAAAGCAGAACGGCGUGUCCUGAAGGAGCUGGGCUUCUGUGUUCACGUAAAGCAUCCACACAAGAUUAUCGUCAUGUAUCUUCAAGUCCUGGAAUGUGAAAAGAACCAAACGCUGGUCCAGACUGCCUGGAACUACAUGAAUGACAGCCUGAGGACGAAUGUGUUUGUGAGGUUCCAAGCUGAGACCAUCGCCUGUGCUUGCAUAUUCCUUGCUGCCCGAGCUCUGCAGAUGCCCCUGCCGUCCAGACCUCACUGGUACCUGCUGUUUGGAGCCAGCGAAGAGGAGAUUAAAGAGAUCUGCAUCACCACGCUCAGACUUUACAGUAGGAAGAAGCCUAACUAUGAGCAGCUAGAGAAGGAGGUGGAGCGAAGGAAGAUGUUUUUGGCAGAGGCUAAGCUCAAGGCCAAAGGCCUGAACCCAGAUGGCACACCUGCCCUUUCCACACUAGGUGGUUUCUCGCCAGCCUCCAAGCCCUGUUCCCCAAAUGUGGUUAAGGUGGAGGAGAAGUCCCCAAACCCUCAGACCCUCAAACCGGUGAAGAAGGAGCCAGAUAACAGGGCGCAAGUCACCAAGAGUCCACACAAUGGUUUAAGGAAGGAGGUGAAGAUUGGAAGGAACAGCAGGAGUGGGAGUCGGUCUCGUUCUAGGACACGUUCUCACUCCAGAUCCCGCUCUCCUCGCAGACAUUACAACAGCAGGCGCAGUCGCUCGGGGACGUACAGUUCUCGCUCACGCUCACGCUCUCACAGUCGCAGCCCAUCGCCACGGCGACACCAGCCUUCACCACUCCUCCCUCACCUCAAGCCAAAGGCAAGUCACCACGGCAACAGCGACUCCAAGCCCAGUGGCCGUCACAGCAACAGCGGAGGCGGAGGGUCUGGCCACAAAAGGAAGCGCUCACGAUCACGGUCCCGGUCACGCUCUCUGGUCAAAGGAGAGAGGGAGCGAGACAGGGAGAGGGAACGGGAGAGAGAUAGAGACCGCAGCUCCUCUGACCUGUCGUCCUCCAAGAAACACAAACACGAACGAGGAGGAGGUCACCACCGCGGCGACAGGAGGGACAGGGAGAGAUCUCGCUCCUACGACAGGGAGAGAGACAGGGAGCGCAGCCACAAGAGCAAACAUCAUAGCAGCAGCGGGCAUUCAGGACACAGUCGCCACCGGCGUUGAGACGCACACUGACAGACUCUCUGGGUCUGGUAGUCACUUUAAAAUCGACACAGUUGGUUUUCUGGGUUUCUCAAACGCAGCCUAGUUCUGAUUAUCUUAGCCAAGUUAUUUCCAUUAGUUUAUUCGUUAAUGUGUAUUUGUAAACAUCAUUAUUUGUGGGGUUUCCAUUGUUGGCUCUCUUCACAUCAGUUUUGGAGACGACGGCUGCAACAAGGCCAAAGGAUGAGACCUUUACUAACAUUAGCUCUUGGCCUCAGAAAAUAUGAAAAUGUUGACUUGGAUUGGAAAUUUUUCUUUGGCUGUGACCCUCCACUAGGUGGCAGCCUGCUUGUAGCUGAUUCUGGGCUUGAAGGCUAUUGAUGUAAACAUGAUUGUAAUUGAAGAUAUGCAUUUGGGAAACCCAAUCUCCGGCAGUAAUUACCAAUUUGAUAGGGUCAAACAUUUUUCACCUAUCUAAUCACUGAACUAUGGCUGAGUGACUGGCAGUGUUAACUCUAUCAGUGUGACACCAGCCCCAGACUGUCAAGUUGUUUCUUCACAUAUAAUUUCAUUUGGAUUUAUUUUCUUGCCCACUUCCCCACUCCUAUAUAUAUUUUUGUUCAACAUAUAAAGUUAUGGACUUAGAGGAACAACAUAUUUACAGUGUAAAGAUGGGUUGAUAGCUGCUGAGAUAUUGUGAAUGCUUUGAUUUAUAAAAGCAAACUGCUCAGUGGAAGGGUUAAAUACAGUGAAAAUGAUAAUUCAGGAACGAUCUGUUUUUGCACAUUAUGGGGCUGGCAAGCGAGUGUGUUUUGUUUGGUUCCCUAUUUUUUUCUGGACAAAUGUAUGUCGCUAAAGCUGUGUUCUGUACAGUUGCAAAAAAAGAAAAAACUGGGUUCCCUAGAGUUUUUUUUACAGCAGGGAUGCAGACUUAAUUUCAAAAUAUUUUAGGGUGUUGAAUUUGUUACACUGGUUUUUAGUCUGCACGUGUUAAUGUCUGAUUUUUAUUCGGUAAUAAAAAAAAUGCAAUUA
This is a messenger RNA of Myripristis murdjan (pinecone soldierfish), 3227 nucleotides long. It is a transcript of the gene ccnl1a, whose product is annotated as cyclin L1a. Bases 564 to 2216 code for a protein of 550 amino acids. The record is from RefSeq and is a predicted model, not a curated record. Lineage: Eukaryota; Metazoa; Chordata; Actinopteri; Holocentriformes; Holocentridae. The transcript is spliced from 10 exons. Gene Ontology annotation, molecular function: cyclin-dependent protein serine/threonine kinase regulator activity. Gene Ontology annotation, biological process: regulation of transcription by RNA polymerase II.